Molecule: messenger RNA, 1059 nt
Organism: Parnassius mnemosyne (clouded apollo)
Lineage: Eukaryota; Metazoa; Arthropoda; Insecta; Lepidoptera; Papilionidae
Source: the annotation of a GenBank genome assembly
AUGUCAUUGUUGCAAACGUUAUCUUAUACGGAAUAUCAAAAAGCUUUAGCGUUGAAUAUUGAUACAUGUGAAGUAAUUUCCAAACUAGCAGAUCUAAAAGUUAAUCUCAAUGAAAUUAAAAAACCUGGAGAAGUUUUAAUGAAGACUUUAGAUCGACGCGGUUAUACUGUGGAACAAUAUAGACAAUUAUUAACUACAGCAUUAAAUGCUAAAACAAUUAUUACUUAUUACAAGCCACAAUGUAAAUUGGCAAUAUUAAUAGGAAACAAUAAAUAUAAAUAUUUGUCCAAAUUAGUAACACCAUCAAUUGAUUGUGACUCUUUGGCUUCAAAUUUAAAAGGUUUAGGAUUUAUUAUAAUUACUUUAAAAAAUUUAACUGCUGUUGAUUUGAAAUCAAAUCUAUCAAGAAUAUUUGAAUCAAUUCCUGAAGAUUCUUAUUGUUUUAUUUUUUAUGCAGGACAUGGUUGUGAACUCUGUAAUACAAGAUGUAUGCUGAGUGUAGACUGUCCAACUGAGGACAUCACCAUUGACGAUUGUGUAACCGAAAAUUGGUUACUCAAGCAAGUGGCAUCAUGUAAGCCUGAAUUAUGUGUUUUGAUUUUGGACAUGUGCAGAAAUUAUUUAGACAGGAAUAUAAACCCUAAAAUCUACGCAGCAUUACCCACAAUAGAAGACUACACGAUCCAUCGUAACUUACUCAUUAGCUAUUCAACGCAGUCGUCCGCAGCUGCUUACGAAUUAUUACAAAUUGAAUGUUCGACAACUAUAGACGGAACAUAUGAAGUUAAAACUGGCGAUACAGAGAAAAUUGUCCCUGGGGCCAGUUUGUAUGUGAAUGCAUUGUGUACAAGAUUAGUUGAAAAUUUGGAUGUCAGCACUUUACUGGAUAAAAUACAUGGAGAUGUUGAAAACUACGCUAAAAGACAAAGACCAAUUAAAGUGCAAUGUGGAGUCUCAAGGAGAUCGCUUUAUGAUCCUGUUAGAGGAGAUGCAGAUGUAGUUUUAAACAAUUUAAAGGAGGUGCUUGAAGAAUACAAAGAAAACUGUGCUGUGUUUUAG